CGGGGAGGAUGUACCGGCGGGAGAAGAGCCUGGCGCUGAAGGGCAGCAGCUCCGCGCUGUGCAACAACCUGAGCGUCCUGCCGCUGCCCGCCAAGCGCCUCACCUACUUCGCCACCGCCCGCGGAGGGGCCCUGCAGCUGCUCAGCGCCGCCCACGACGGCCUCGGCGUCUCCCAGCGGCAGCUGCCCGCCAAGGACGCCCUCGCCUCCCUCUCCGCCUGCAUCGUCACCCAGGCAGCCUGGUGUGUCCUCCCCUCUCGAACCCUGUUGGUGCUGACAUCGCAGAAAGGCAUCCAGAUGUAUGAGGCAGAUGGCUCCAUCAUGGUGUACUGGCAUGCUCUGGAUGCCUCGGAGUCUUCUCCAGGACAGGCGGUCUUUGCUCGUGGGAUCGCAGCCACCGGCCAGCGCUUUGUGUGUGUGGGGACCUCCCUGGGCUGUGUCCUCGUGUUUGACAUCCCCUGCAAGGGCACCAACGUCACCCUGAGUGAGGUUCUGGAAGAGCACCGUGGGGCUGUCACAGAUAUUGCUGCGGAGCUCUGUGAGCGGCCGGAAGGAAGGCUUGACCUGGUGACUGCUGAUGACUCUGGAGAGUUGUGUUCUUGGCGGUCUGGGGAGGAAUUCCAGCUGGUCUCCAAAAUCCCAGCUUCUGGGUGCUCCUGCUCCUCUGUGAGGCUGUGGAAUGGCGUGAUUGUGGCCGGCUAUGGCAGUGGGCACAUCCGUCUGUAUGAGGCAGCCAGUGGCACCCUUCGAGCGGAGGUAGCCGCUCAUGCCCGCUGGAUCUAUGCCCUGGACGUGGCUCCUCUGUCGGGGAAGCUGCUGUCGGGGGCGGAGGAUUCCUUUGUGGAGGUCUGGGGGCUGGCUUACAAUCCAGACACUGAAGAAAUUGAGAUCAAGCACUGCCAGAGGGAAUGUGUGACGGACACCCAGAUCUGUGGUGCCCGCUUCUGCGACCCAGAGGGCAGGACCUUCGCUGUCACUGGCUACGACCUCAGCGAGAUAAUCCGCUAUGUCCAGCUGUAGCGCCCACCCCCCCCCCCCAUGCAAGAAUGGUGGGACAGACUCUAAGCCUUUGGGGGCAACGUUGGCUCUCCUCUCUGCGGCUCUGGGGAGUCUUGGCUGAAAGCUCCGGGGGGGGGGGGAGGGGGCUCCACUGCUUGGCGGGAGCAGGAAUACUCAGCUUGCCUUGGACCCCUGGACAGGCCCUCAGCCCGGAAGCGGGACAGUCCGAGCCCCUGAGGCAGGGCCUGCUCCUCAUUGCCUAGGUGGAGAGCUGAAGCCGCCCCCUGCCCCGGUCCUUCCUGCUCGCCCUGCCAGCAUUGCACCACUCCGGGGGGAGGGGGGGCUAAGGGGGACAAUGUGAGGGAAGGGAUAAGCUGCCAUCUUGCAGGGUAAUAAAUGUAGAAAUAAAUGUAAUUUAAAAGUG
Messenger RNA from Heteronotia binoei (common prickly gecko), 1422 nucleotides. It is a transcript of the gene WDR54, whose product is annotated as WD repeat domain 54. Gene Ontology annotation, molecular function: protein binding. Bases 9 to 1019 code for a protein of 336 amino acids. The transcript is spliced from 9 exons. Lineage: Eukaryota; Metazoa; Chordata; Lepidosauria; Squamata; Gekkonidae. The record is from RefSeq and is a predicted model, not a curated record.